This is a messenger RNA of Cladophialophora psammophila CBS 110553, 1788 nucleotides long. RefSeq lists its product as uncharacterized. Bases 1 to 1788 code for a protein of 595 amino acids. The record is from RefSeq and is a predicted model, not a curated record. NCBI's taxonomy places the organism in Eukaryota, Fungi, Ascomycota, Eurotiomycetes, Chaetothyriales, Herpotrichiellaceae. The transcript is spliced from 4 exons.
AUGAGGGCAUCCACUCAAUCAAUUGUUGCCGCCGUGGCCUCGGUCCUAAGAGUGUUUCAAGUCAACCCUCCCAUACUGACGCCGGAAGCCAUCUCGCACAGGACACUGCUUCAAGACGAAGGGGGCUCUUCUGGGUCAUUUGUUUCUCAGGUCCCAGGAUGCACCGUCACGCAAACCCUUAUGGUUCACUCCUUCGCGAACAGCUAUGGCCACCCGUACGUCGGCCCCUACGCGCCUCCCCAAUGCUCUUUCAAUCGAGUGACGCUCAAUCUCACCGUGAGAGCUGCCGGCAAGCAGUUUGAUCGACUAGCAGUGGCCUACUUCGGUGAUAUUGAGAUCUGGCGAACCAGCACAGCGGAACCGACUCCCAAUGGUAUCAUAUGGACCUAUGUCAAAGACGUGUCCCACCUCUUGUCGCUAUUCACUCGCAAUCAAACGCUAAUCUUUGACCUUGGCAACCUCAUCAACGAAAACUACACCUCACCAUUCAAUGCCACCUUGCAGGCAACUUUCUUCACGACCACUGACACGGAAAAACGGGCAGAUCUGAUCGUUCCCAUAUCAGCCGGACGAUGCGCCAGCAACAAGUCCAGCGCCUGGAAUUAUCAUUAUGGUGGAGCAUUGAACACGCUCGUAUUGCCGCAGAACAUCGAGCGGGCGGUCUUCACCGUCUCUGCAACCGGUCAAAUGGACGAAGAGUUUUGGUAUUCCAAUGUGCUCUGUUCGAACGUUCAUACUUUUGGAGCCGACACGCUCCCGGGCUACUCCCCCUUUCGGGAGAUCCAACUGCUCAUUGACGGCGAUUUGGCCGGAGUUGUAUGGCCUUUUCCCAUCAUCUUCACUGGCGGCAUCGUCCGCGGCUUCUGGAGGCCGGUCGUGGGCAUUGAUGCGUUCGACAUCCGUGAAGAUGAAAUUGACAUAACUCCCUGGCUACCGUUGCUAUGCGACGGUGAAAGUCAUUCCUUCGAGCUCCGUGUCGUUGGCAUUGAUGAUAAUGACAUUCGAAGUGGUCUUUUGUCUGAGUCGGUUCUUACGGGCAAAAUAUUCAUCUGGUUGGACUGCGUGGGAUCCGUAACGUCCGGAAGCUAUCCUAUUGCGAAUGCGUCCGCUUACUCCAUUGCCUUGUCAUCCGCAGUCGGCACCACAUCGAACGGGACAAAUUGCACCCUGUCCUACACCGUCGACGUGGAUCGCCAACUCUCUAUUUCGUCGGAGGUCCAGACCUCUCACGGCACCAAAGUGGCCGUCUGGCAGCAAUCUUUGGCAUAUUCGAACCAAGGUAAUAUAUCAGACUACGGAGAUGUUCAAGUCACUCGACAGAACACUCUUGGUAAGGCCACCUCAUCAGAAGGCUAUUCGCGUGCCUUUAAUUAUCCACUUUUCGUGAACAGCACCAUCGUGCAGGACAAGAGCGCCAGAACUCUCUUCAUCUCCGCGUCUCUGAGAAGGGGUCAGGAUAUUGAGAUUAGCGGCCAUUCGGUAUUCCCAACAUCCUUGGAGUGGUUCGACCCGAGAUAUCCAGAAGAGGUUGGGAGAUGUGGUGCGCACCCAAGAUUCAGCGGGAGUCGCUUGAGUACGGUCCAGAAUGGAAGCGCCGUGUAUUUCAGUCACGGCAACACCUCCGUCAGUCCAGGAACGACGCAGCAGGAUUUAUCCUUCUACGGCAUCCAGACUCAAGCUCUGGGGAGCAGUUCAGUAAACCUGGUGGAUUUGUAUCACAGACAUGUUCUUGCUGUCAAUGAUACGCUUGUACGUGACGAAGAGACCUUCCCGCGCGAAGCGAAUUAA